AUGCGGGCCACACGCUGCUUGCUCAAGAGAUCCGUCUGGAAGGGGCCGAACAUCGUGCCGAAUAUUAGUCUCCCAAUCGUCAGGCCGGAGCCCGGAAAGAAGGCGCCGCCCAUCAAAACCCGUGCUCGGUCCGCCACCAUCCUACCGAGCUUUGUUGGCCUCAAGUUCCAAGUCUAUAAUGGCAAGGUCUACCACGACGUCGAAAUAAGAGAAGAGAUGGUCGGACACAAACUAGGAGAGUUUUCACCAACGAGGAAACCCUUCAUCUGGGACAAGAACUAG
Parascedosporium putredinis is the source of this 282-nucleotide messenger RNA. The record is from the annotation of a GenBank genome assembly. Lineage: Eukaryota; Fungi; Ascomycota; Sordariomycetes; Microascales; Microascaceae.